This is a messenger RNA of Magallana angulata, 3555 nucleotides long. RefSeq names its product carnitine O-palmitoyltransferase 1, liver isoform-like. Gene Ontology annotation, biological process: carnitine metabolic process; fatty acid metabolic process. The transcript is spliced from 19 exons. The record is from RefSeq and is a predicted model, not a curated record. The coding region runs from base 70 to 2211 and encodes 713 amino acids. Gene Ontology annotation, molecular function: carnitine O-palmitoyltransferase activity. Gene Ontology annotation, cellular component: mitochondrion. NCBI's taxonomy places the organism in Eukaryota, Metazoa, Mollusca, Bivalvia, Ostreida, Ostreidae.
AAGCCCGAGGAAACGUAAAUAUUAUGAGCGGCUAGACAAAACAGAGCGCUGCCAUUUCUCGUCCUAACCAUGCCUAGCCUACCCGCCAUCGCCCCGUUUCUUGGAGACACAAGUCGUCUCAUUUCUUACCGAAAUUUUAGCGAGGCUUCAGCUGUUGGAUUUCUGUCGGCAAUUUUGUUCGUUGUAUUUUCUGAGCCGUUGAAGACCUACGUUGAUUUUGGAGAAAAAUGGAUGAGUUUGUCUGGGUUACCUUAUCAGAUGAAUACGGCGAUGCUGGGGUUUAUUGUGGGAUUUGGAUUUGUGAAAAUAUUUCUUUUGAUGAGGAUUCAAUUAUUCAAAAUGCUUCUGAAUUAUCAAGGCUGGAUGACCAACCCCAAAAGCAUGGCUACCAAGAUGUGGGCCUUAAUGCUAAACGCUCUGAGAGGAAAUGGUCGGUACCCAACAUUUUUCUUCCAACCAAUGUUGCCUAAACUGCCAGUUCCUAAUUUAAAUGUCACACUGGACAGGUACCUUUCAUCAAUGAAGCCCAUUCUCUCUGACGAAGACUAUAUGAGCCUCCUUACAGCUGUGUUAGAAUUUAAAGAAAAGGACGGACCAGUUUUACAUAAAUUUUUAUGUAAUAGGGCUGCAACAGAAAACAACUGGCUGAUAGACUACUGGCUGAAGUAUGCCUAUCUGACUAACAGGGAACCUUGUGCAGUGAAAGUCAACUGUUAUGCGACUGAUCGAAAAGACCAACCAACUAACAACCAGUUAGCGCGAGCAGCGAACAUGAUUCACUAUGUCCUGAGAUUCCAUGAACAACUCCAAGAUGAAACUCUUACCCCUCAGUAUCUUCAGGAUAUGAUUCCAAUGUGUAUGGAGGGUUACAGGCGUCUGUUCUCAACAACUCGGAUACCAUAUGAAACAUUAGAUCAACUUGUUACAUAUGAAGAAUCCAAGCAUAUCAUUGUAUACAGGAAUGGCGUGUAUUACAAGGUGGAUGUGUUUGCACCAGACAGUGAUGGCAAGAAGAAGCUGUUGACGGUGGCUGAGCUACACGACGUACUGCGACAAAUCUUCCAGUGGACAGACGACAUUGAUGAGGUUUCCCGUAUUGCUGUGUUUACGUCUGAGAGAAGAGACACCUGGGCUAAAGUGAGACAGAGGCUAAUGACGACCAGUAACCGACCCAGUCUGGAGGCCGUGGAGUCCGCCAUCUUCUUUGUCUCCCUUGACGAUGUUGCUCCCAAGAGCAUUGAGGAGAAUGGCUCCUUUACAAUGACAGGCAAUGGAUAUAAUAGGUGGUUCGACAAAUCCAUCCAGUUCAGUGUGUUCAGUAACGGCAAAGUUGGAACAAAUGUGGAGCAUAGCAGCAUGGAUGCCACCUUGCCAGGGCGACUGUGGGAGUACUUCCUGCAGAGUGAGAAGUAUGCAGAAAAUGGAGGCAUUAUCCCCGAGAAAUCCAAGCGAACACUCUCAAAACCAGAAAGAUUGGAGUGGGAUCUUAAGGACUUUGAAGAAGACUUGGACAAAGCUCUCGACCAUUUUAGAGGACUGGCAGGAAGUUUUGAAUUGAUAGUGACCUCCCCUGAUUAUGGCAAAGGUUUUAUCAAGAAGAAAAGGAUGAGUCCUGAUGGGUACAUACAGAUGGCCCUGCAAUUGGCAUACUACAAAAUUCACAACAAAAUUGCCAAGACCUAUGAGUCAGCAUCUACAAGGAUGUUCUGUGCUGGGAGGACUGAGACCAUUCGACCAGUCUCAGAGUUCUCUGCUCAGUGGGUGAAGAGCAUGUUCCACGAGCGCGUUACCCGAGAACAACGCAUCAUGCUGCUGAAGCGAGCAGUCCAGUAUCAGACCCAGGUCAAGGUCGAUGCCAGCCUGGGCAUGGGCUGGGACAGACACCUGUUUGGAAUGUUCGUGGCCGCACGGGAAAUGAACAGGCCGACACCAGCUCUGUUUCAAGAUAAGAGCUUUUGGAUGCACGAUACCCUGAGCACAUCACAGACCCCAACUCGGUACAACGAUGGCUGGACACUAGAGAACUGUUGUAUGGGGGGUGGGUUUCAGGCUGCUUUUCCCGAGGGCUAUGGAGUCUCCUAUAUGAUCUAUGGAGAGGAUCACAUAAAAUUCCAUGUCACAUCUUUCCGAACCAAUGAUUCGACUUCUUCUGCCAAAAUGGCAGAUGCCAUUGUUGAAUCUAUGACUGAGAUGAAAGAGCUCCUAUCAUAAUCCAUCCUUGCUACAGGACCAGGCACAGGAAUUUCACGCUUGAAUGACCACGGUGCAGUGAUCAAUGCAAUUUAGAAAUGUGUCAUGAACUGUACUAUUACUGAUGUUGGUUUUGUGAUAUUAGCGGUUCCGUUGUGGUGACUGUUACAUGGUAUUUAUAUUUGUGUUUUGUUGUUUUGUUCACUUUUACUUCUUGCUCUCUGCACUGUCAGUUGUUCAUUUUUAAGUGUCUGCAUACACUGAUAAUCCAGUGUCACUUUUCAUUGAUGAGAGAUUUGACUGUCCAUUAUCACACCUGAUCAUGUUCAGGGGCUUUUUAUUAAAGUCUGCAGAUACUUAGUUUAUGUGACUUUUAUUUCAUCAUUAUAUGAACUGUAUUCACUACAUUUUAUAAGGAAAAGAAUGUCAAAAUCUAGUUUUUUAAGCCAUGAUAACUUAUUUUUAUAUUUUAAAAGUUUUAUUUAUCAUCAUUGUUUUUAUGUCUUAAUACCAUAUGUUUUAUGUGUAUUUUAUCUGUAUAUUUUAAAUGUUUAAUUGGUCAAGAGUUUAUCAACCCUCGUUUUAACUAUACUUUAAUAUUGUUUUUAAUAUAUAGUGUUACUUUUUAUGGUUUUGUGUUUCAAACCCAGUUUAGUGAGCGCUUGAUUUGAAAAAAAUUUCAUUAAACUUAUAUGUUGUAAUAGCCAAUAUAGUGCAUGCUUAGUAGGACUUUGGUGGGUCUUCAUAUUAAUUGCAAGUUAUUUGUAACUUUUUACAAAUUCAGAUUUCUUCAAAAUUUAUAACAAAAAACCCAAGUGAAUUGUGGAGUCUUUUUUUAAGAUGUGAUUUGCAAUUACUGUAUGUUAAAAUUCUGCCAAACAGAUUUCUUUUGUGCCAUGGUCUCUUUAAACAUAUUCAGUAAUUGACAAUCACAGGCAGAAAAGUCCUUUUUUUCAUGAUCAGGUGAUUGGUGUCAUGCAUUAGCAAAGGGACUCAAGUACAUAGAGAAUGUGGAGGUUGUUUCUGAGCUCGUCUUUGAGAAUGUGUGUGCAUGGGUGGUAGUUCUCCGUGCUCACUCUAAGCUUUGUAGUCGGCUUUCUGUGAGAUUUAUAUAUUACCCCCUAUACUGUAGAUUACUUGUAACACACAGAGUGAUCUCCCCUGUAUUAUGGUACAAGGCAUAAUUACGACCGGUGUAUAACUUGUCUCAGCUCAUCUAUAACAUUGCUCUUUGUUCAGAUCAUUUUCAUGUAUCUGCAUAUCUCCAAGUUGUUUUUUCUUCUUUUUAUUUUGCAAUAGUAUGUUCUUGAUACAAAAUUCAGUUACUUGUAUGUAUUGCUGAAUUAAAUAAAAAUAGGAAUGCUU